Messenger RNA from Annulohypoxylon maeteangense, 1602 nucleotides. RefSeq names its product membrane transporter. Gene Ontology annotation, biological process: transmembrane transport. Gene Ontology annotation, cellular component: membrane. The record is from RefSeq and is a predicted model, not a curated record. Lineage: Eukaryota; Fungi; Ascomycota; Sordariomycetes; Xylariales; Hypoxylaceae. Bases 1 to 1602 code for a protein of 533 amino acids. Gene Ontology annotation, molecular function: transmembrane transporter activity. The transcript is spliced from 2 exons.
AUGAAUAUCGAUAUAGAAUUAGCGGCUGGCAUAGCUCCAGGAAAUAAUUUGGGCAGCGACGACAUUCCAUCAUCACCCUGCAGCGACUCUGUCGACAUCGAAGAACUUGGAAAAUGCAGACCUGAUAUUUUUGCGAACGGCUGGGUAGAGAUAGGGUUCUGUAUCUCUGUCCUUGGCUCGGUAAUGGUGGCAGAAUUCCUUGUGAGCGGGUUUAGUGUCCUACUUCCAGUACUCAUAGAGGAUAUUGGCAUCGAUCCAAACCAGAGGACCUGGCCCGUUACUGUCUUCUCCCUUGUCACCGGCUCGUUGCUGCUGCCUUUCGGUCGGCUCACCGACAUGUUUGGCGGCUUCCCAGUUUACCUUGGCGGGCUCGUAUGGUUAAUGUUAUGGACAAUAGUGGGUGGUUUUAAUCGCAACCUACCGAUGGUACUGGUGACUAGGGCUCUUCAGGGAAUAGGAGCCGCGGCCUUUUUACCUGCCGGCACUACUCUACUCGGAACCACUUACCGUCCUGGCCCACGAAAGAAUACCGUAUUCAGUCUGUACGGGGGUUGUGCGCCGCUCGGAUUCUUCUCCGGCAUUAUCGUUGCCGGUCUUACUGGAGAAUUCGUUUACUGGGGCUGGUUCUUCUGGAUCGCAUCUAUGCUACUGGCUGUUUUAUGCACGCUUACAUUCUUCUGCGUCCCUCGCGAGCGGAAGCGAGGUGACUGGUCUUCGAUGGACUGGUGGGGUUGCUUGACUAGCACUUGUAGCUUCAGUUUGCUCAUAUAUGCCAUUACCGACGCUUCUCAUGUCGCUGGCAAUUGGGCAUCGCCUAGAAUAUUCAUUACCUAUAUACUAGGUCUCAUCGCUCUCGCGGCUUUCGCUUACGUUGAAGGAUGGGUUGCCACAUCCCCCUUACUACCUUUCGGUUUAUUCACCAUUAAAAACAUCGGCCCACUCUUCCUCGCCCUCUUCUUCGUGUGCGGCUCUUUCAGCAUAUAUCUAUUCUAUACGAGCUUCUACAUCCAAACCGUCCUCGAGGUACAACCAUUGCUCGCUGCAGUCUGGUUUGCUCCUAUGGCUGCCGGCGGGAUCAUCAUCGCCCUUGUUGGUGGUAUUACGCUCCAUCGUCUACCUGGCACUAUGCUACUUGUCUUAUCCGGGACCGGUCUUGUCUUAUGUUCCUUUCUCUUCGCCCUCAUACCAGAGAAUCCAAACUACUGGGCGUGGGUGUUUCCGGCAAUGGUAUGCAGCACCAUAGGAAUCGACAUUGGCUUCAACGUCAGCAGCAUCUUCAUCACUACGAACGUCCCCAAGAAUCAACAAGGUUUAGCGGGGGCAUGUAUCAAUGGGUUAAGCUAUCUAGGCAUCAGCUUAUUCCUCGGCUGGGCCGACUUUGCUGUCGCCAGCGAAUCUAAUAAUGGACUGGGCGAGAGUUAUAAGGUCGCGUUUUGGCUCGCUGCUGGGUGCGGGGCCGUUGUUAUCCUGCUCGUCCUAGGGUUUAUUAGGAUCGGUAGAGCAAGGAGCGACUUCACUGUAGAAGAGAAAGCUCAACAACAAGCGCCUGAUCCAGAAACCGAAGAAUUAAUGUCGGAUACGACGACGGAUACGAGCGAAUAA